AUGGACAUCCAGAGGAGAAUGGAUGGUUAUGAUGAGAUCAUCAGAAAGAGACCUGAGGAGAGCAGCAGGACUGUAGAGAGAGUUGGGGUUGACCAAAAGAAAGCCCAAAUUGAUGUGCACGUUGAGGUGCAUGGACAUAGAGAUGAAGAGUAUUGUGAGGAAAGUAUUCCUAAGAAGCCGAUGCGUCUGGUAGGACAUAUAGCCAAGUUUUUCUCAGAGAAUAUACCUACUCCUGAUCAGAGAUCCGCUAUCCUAAGGCAAGUCUUUGCCAUGACCAGAGAAGAGGUUGAGGCUUUAUCAAAGCUGAUUAGAGGUACAAUCUCACUUUGUGAUCACCAGAUAGAUGCUUUGUUUGAUUCUAGUUCUAUACGCUCUUUUAUAUCUGAUGAUUGUGCAAAGAGACUAAAAUUGCAUGUGCUUGAAAUGCUGUUUUCCAUAAAUGUGUCUACACUGGCUGGUGUACUUGUGAGGACCAAUCAGGCUUGUUUAAAACUAGAGUUGAAGUUUGGUGAUAGAGUUACUGUUAUUGACUUAAUCUGCUUACCUUUAAGUGGAAUUAAUGUGAUAGUAAGGAUGGAUUGGUUGUUUGCUAAUGGUGCGACACUCGACUCCCUACAAGUAGAGAAGUCAGUGAAAAAGGGUUGUCAGGCUUUUAUGAUCUACUGUUCUACACAUGAAAUGUAUGAUGGAGGAAUUGAUAGAAUUGGUGUAGUGAAUGAGUUCCCGAAGAUGUUUGAUAACAAAAUGUCAGGAUUGCCACUAGAAAGAGAGAUUAAAUUCUCGAUUCAUUUAGUACCCAGCACCAAGCCAAUCUCUAAGGUUCUGUAUCGUAUGGCUCCUGCAGAAUUGGAGGAAUUGAAAAAGCAAUUAGAAUAG
This is a messenger RNA of Prosopis cineraria, 876 nucleotides long. RefSeq lists its product as uncharacterized. Bases 1 to 876 code for a protein of 291 amino acids. The record is from RefSeq and is a predicted model, not a curated record. The transcript has 3 exons. NCBI's taxonomy places the organism in Eukaryota, Viridiplantae, Streptophyta, Magnoliopsida, Fabales, Fabaceae.